Messenger RNA from Bursaphelenchus okinawaensis, 987 nucleotides. Lineage: Eukaryota; Metazoa; Nematoda; Chromadorea; Rhabditida; Aphelenchoididae. The record is from the annotation of a GenBank genome assembly.
AUGAGCUCCACAGACUCUUCGGUAAGUAAACUUCUUUCUAAAACAACAUUUUUAGACUGUUUUGAAGCAAAGUUGCGACCAUUUGGCAUUCUUCAGUUUAUGGUUGUUUUAUUUUUUAGCCAGAGAAGGAGAAACGACGAUCUCCAAGUUCAGAAUCUGAAGGUAUAGGUAGGAGUAGUCAAAGAUCUGAACGAUCCUUGAAAGAAGGCCGUAAAGAACGUGAUAGAAGUCAGGAUAGAGAUGAAAGACGUAGAUCAAGUGUAGAAAGAAAUUAUAAAGAUAAAAGAAGUCAAGAUGUAAGUUUUGAGGUCUAUUUACAUUGAUUUUGGCUUUUAGGUUGAUCGGAGUAGAAGAAAGAAUGAUGAAGAUGAUAGAAGGAGCCAAAGAAAGGAUGAUAGGCACUUAGAUAGACGGGACAGACGUCGAUCAAGGUCUAGAGAACGUUAUCGACGACGAUCACGAUCAAAUUCAAGAGAAAGAAGGGGUUAUCGAGGUGAUAGAGGUUUUAGAAGGUAGGAUAAUAUAAUUUCGGUUGUUUCUGAGGUUUUUGUAGCAAUAUUGUAGUAGGUUUGGUAUUAUUAGAAUUAUCAUAUAUUAUUCUUACUUUGAUUGCUAUAUAACUAAUAAUUAUAUUGUUUUAGACGUCCACGAUCACCAAUAAGACCAAAACCACCUCCAACAGUGUUUAAGCGCAAUAAUGAGCCAGGAACUUCAGAAGAAGCUGUUAAUCUUGAAGAGAAAGAAGCUAAAUGGUCUACAAGAAUUGCUGCUGUAGCUUCAGAUGAUUCACAACGAUCUAAAUUCGAAAAACUGCUGGGAAUGCACAAAAAACCGGGUGAAAGCAACCUGAAACUCAAGAAAGUUGAUGAAUCUGAAGUGAAAGAUCUUAAAAAUAAUUUGCAAAAGAUGAAAUCAGACUUGGAUCGACAGUUUGAAGAUGGCCGAAGCUUUACUCAUUACAAUAGAGGCAGGGGCUUUGGAAUAUAA